AUGUUCAUGUUAAUUCCGACCGAAACCGGAAAAUGGGUGGUGGUUUACUCAACUCAGGACAAGAAUGGCUGCUUGGUCAUCCAACACGCAUUGGACACCGCCCCAAUGGAGAUGCAAGAGCUGAUUUCGACUGAGCUUAAGGGCAAAGUGUUCUACUGCAGUCGUCACAUGCACGGAAACUUUGUCAUGCAGAAAGUCAUUCAAGCUCUGCAGCCGUCCGCGCUGACCUUCAUCAUGCUCGAGUUGAAGGAAACCGUUGUCGCGGCAGCUCUUCACAUCUACGCCUGCCGAGUCCUGCAGCGACUGAUUGAGCACUGCGGCCACCGCCCAGAGCUUCUGGCACUGCUGGAGGACCUCAUGGUUCCAGGCCUCUGCAGGGACGUCGGUCCAAGCCAGCCAUUCCUAGAGCUUAGGCGGACCCCCCCCGAUAAUGGUGAUUCUAUUAGGGUCCUCUUAAUUAUUUUCCUCCUAUACCACUAUUGCACGGUGUGGGAUCCAACUAACCUAUAG
Symbiodinium pilosum is the source of this 510-nucleotide messenger RNA. The record is from the annotation of a GenBank genome assembly. Lineage: Eukaryota; Dinophyceae; Suessiales; Symbiodiniaceae.